UAUAUUUCACAAAUGUACACAUACAUAGUAUUGUGUUGUAAACCCUAGAGACACAAACACAAAACCACCUUUUUGUUUCUUGUUUAUAUUGUGUCAACAAGUGACAUUGCUAUCCAAGGGGGCCAUGAAGAACAAAAGGGCAAGCAACAAAAGGGACAAAAAGGAGAUCAAAGUUACAUAUAUUUCGAGCCCCGUGAAGGUGAAGACUAGUGCCUCGAAUUUCAGGGCCCUUGUGCAAGAACUCACUGGCCAAUACUCCAAUGUUGCUGAAACCUCCAUGCCUAUGGAAGAAGAAGAAAAUGGCCAUUCCGAGAGAGUGCACAAAACUCAUCUUCUUCAUGAAAGUGAAACUCAACUAUGGAGGGUGGAUGUUGAUGAGGGCACCAAUUUGAUGAAACCUCUUGAGUAUAGUGAGUACCUCUCAAGAUCCUUGAUGGAGCCAUUCAACCAACAACAACACCUUCAAUACGAUUUGUUGAGUUUUGACAUGUCAUAGGCUUUGGUUAAGUACUAUAUGAAUGCGUAGAAUAUUUAUAAAUAUGAACCUCUAUGUUUGAUUUUGAACUCCUUUAUCAAUCUAUUGUUGAAUUAAUGAUUAUGUGAAUAGGAAAUUAAGGUGUUCGUGUAUAUUUACGGAUUUUUAGUUUUAGUAAUUAUCUGGAUUGUGAAAGCAUACAAGAAUGGAGGAGAAUGAAUAAAUUAGAACAUAUCCACCAAGUGGAGGUGCGAUCAAGUAAUGAAGCACGAUGAUGAGAUUUUAGAAAAUAUGUUUUUAUUUUUUCUUUUAAUUUGAGAUAUAUAUGCAAAAGACAUGAAAAGGAAGAGAUAGAAUUAUAAGUGUAA
This is a messenger RNA of Glycine soja, 843 nucleotides long. RefSeq lists its product as uncharacterized. Lineage: Eukaryota; Viridiplantae; Streptophyta; Magnoliopsida; Fabales; Fabaceae. The transcript has a single exon. Bases 125 to 496 code for a protein of 123 amino acids. The record is from RefSeq and is a predicted model, not a curated record.